Molecule: messenger RNA, 1711 nt
Organism: Drosophila melanogaster (fruit fly)
Lineage: Eukaryota; Metazoa; Arthropoda; Insecta; Diptera; Drosophilidae
Gene: Glut3
Product: glucose transporter type 3
Exons: 1
Coding region: 38-1561 (507 amino acids)
Biological process (GO): carbohydrate transport; transmembrane transport
Cellular component (GO): plasma membrane; membrane; perikaryon
Molecular function (GO): transmembrane transporter activity; sugar transmembrane transporter activity
Source: RefSeq, marked reviewed
GGAUUCUAAAGUAGUUGUAUUUUUAUUUUUAAUAUAAAUGAGGAAAGGGGGAAUUCAAGAUGCGGAACCGGUCGAACCCCCCCAAUCUUCGAGGAAGAGUGGCACAUGGUUUGCAAAGAGGCCGUCUGAAAUGCCAGAGAGGCAUGUAGAGAGAGCUCCGGUCCGCCAAAAAAUCAACAACGUGGGUCUCUACAAGGCAACCUUGUACAGCAACAUAGGAUCCUUUUUCUUUGGCAUAGCAGUGGGCUGGUCAGGAACUGCGGAGAGGUCUGUGAUGGAGCAGCACUCCUAUAGCUUUCAGCCCACGGAGUUGCAAUGGAGUGGAGUUUGCAUAUUGCUGACACUCGGAGCGGCUCUCUGGUGUCUGCCCAUGGGACUGAUGGUGCGACUCUUGGGCUGCAGGCGUACCAUCCUCAUCCAGUUGCUGCCGAAUUUCCUGGGAUGGUUCCUCACGGUCUUCGCCCGAAGUGUUCCGAUGCUCUAUGCCGGCCGCUUUUUCCUUGGAAUGUGCGGCGGAGCCCAUUGCGUGGUGGUGCCCAUCUACAACGCCGAGAUCAGCACCACUAAAAAACGAGGGGCCAUGGGCGUAGUGUUCGAAGGGGCCUGCAUUUGUGGGGUGAUCUAUAGCUUCGCAAUGUCCCUUUUCCUUGAGCUGCGUAUUAUUAACUUCGUGAAUCUGGGCCUGCUUGCACUGGGCCCACUGCAGAUUCUCAUGCCGGAGUCGCCGGCGUACUAUGUGGACCACGGUAACAUUCCACGGGCGGAGGACUCUCUGAGAUUUCUGCGUGGCCAGAAGUAUGAUACCAGAAGGGAGAUCGACUUUCUAACACGGGAUCCCACAGAAAGUGAGCGGGAAGUGCGCCAAGGACCGCUGCUGGGCUUCAAGUACAAGAAAGUACGAAGAAGUCUGGCGCGAUCCUUGGCGAUCGCCUUGCUCCAAAAGCUGUGUGGUGCCCUGAUCUUUAUUUUCUAUGGCCUCAAUAUGCUGGAUUGCCUAAGGAUUCGCCGAGAGUUUGGAUUGAUCUUAUGUCUGGGAUUGAUUCUAGGUUUUUUGGCUUGCUUUUUUCUGGUAGAUCGGUUGGGCCGUCGUCCGCUGCUGAUCUUUUCCUCGGCUGGAAUCGUUUUCGUGUCCAUCUAUCUGGGAUUGCACUUUAAGGUGUGGAUGACGAUGGGCUUGACCGUCAUGUCCUGGAUUGCCCUCUUCUGCAUAGCUAUUUUUGUGGGCUGCUACACCGCCGGAGUGGGUUCGCUCACCUGGGUGCUUAAUGCGGAGCUUCUUGUGAGGCCCAUGCGACCAUUGGGCUGCUCUAUUGUCUGUGCCUUUAACUGGCUGACCGCCUUCUUCGUCAUCUGCUGGUUCGGCAGCCACGGGGUCAAGUGCCAGCCUUACCUGUUUCUGCUGUUCGCCAUCAUCGCGUCGCUCAUCCUGCUCUUCUCGCUGAUCUACAUUCCGGAGACCAAGAAACUCUCCUCGGCCAAGAUCCAACAAAGACUGGGCGGGCUUAUUAACCGGCCAGCAGUGAUCACAUUCACAUCCAGCAGCGACUCCUCGAACGCUUAGUGUUUGAGAUAUCAAAGAAAUCCCAGUGAUGCUUGUAAAUGGUCAAAAACAUUAAAUUAAAUGUAAUAGGUAAAGUUAUGAACUGUGUAGCCCCAUGAGGGAAGUAUAAAGAUGAAUGACUGAUAAUAACUAUACUAUUUUAAAAGGUUU